AACGCAAAGCUACUGGUGCGUAUUUGUUGGCAAACUGCGCUUCAACUGAGUUUGCAAGGCAAACAGACUGGCAGCUGUUGUUAACGGUGAGCACAUUUGCCGAAAAUCCUGCAGUCCACGUUUCCAGACCUAUUGAUCCACGGUCUUAUUGACUAGCAAUAAAGCCAGCGCUCAAUCCGGCAGCGUCGAACAAGCUGAUUUUGAGCAGACGGACCAGUGACGUCUCGUCGAGUUCAGAAAUGGCGAUUGUGAGUAGUGGUCGAGACGUGAUGGAGUCGAAUGGGGUACAGAUUGAGUCAGGAGACCGUUUGAAUCGCCUCUAUCCAGCAGUAGACGAGGAAAAGACGCCGUUGCCACGCGCCUGGAGCCCCAAGGAGAAGUACGGCUACAUCGGACUGUCCCAAAGCAAUCUCCGUGUCCACUACAAAGGAUGGGACAAACAGUCGUACGGAUACCAUGGCGAUGACGGACAUUCGUUCUGCUCGUCAGGCACGGGACAGCCGUAUGGGCCAACGUUUACUACUGGCGACGUGAUUGGAUGUGGCGUCAAUCUCAUCGACCACACAUGCUUUUAUACGAAGAACGGCCACCAUUUGGGUAUAGCCUUCCACGAUCUGCCUCCGAACCUUUACCCGACGGUCGGCCUACAAACGCCCGGUGAAGUUGUGGACGCCAACUUUGGGCAGGAGCCGUUCGUGUUUGAUAUUGAGGACAUGAUGCGCGAGCUGCGCGCCCACACCAAGAUCGAAGUUCAAGAAUUUCCAAUUCCGGGCAACCAAUCCGAAUGGCAGGCCGUUCUAAACAAGAUCGUAUCGACCUAUUUGGUGCAUCACGGCUACUGCAAUACUGCUGAGGCGUUCGCCCAAAUCACCAAUCAGCCCUUCACCGAGGACAUUCACUCUAUCAAGAAUCGACAAAAGAUUCUGAAACUGGUACUAUCGGGGCGCAUGGGCGAGGCCAUCGAGCGCACCGGCCGGAUGUACCCUGGCUUGCUCGACAGCAAUGAAAAUCUCCUCUUCACCCUAAAGUGUCGUCAAUUUGUCGAGAUGGUCAACGGUUCGGACAUUGAGGUUUGCCAUAGAAAGUGCGGAACUGGAAUUCUAAACUCUUCGCAAUUAGACAACAGCCCAGUCCAUCCGUCCGUGAUCCAGUCACCGAAGGGACUGUGCAAAUCGAGCCAUAAAUCAGCAGUUGCUUUGAAAGCAGCACGCAACGGAACGGCCCUAAUCGAAGACGACGACGCCAUGGACGUGGAAUUUUUGGACGACUGUCCCAACGGCGUGGACUGCAGGAUCUGUGAAAAUUGUCCCAAUACGACCGAUUGUCCCAACAUACAAGACUGUCAAAACGGAUCAGCCGACUGCGUCAACGGUAAAGAACCUGUUAACGGUUAUCAUAACGGCAGCAAUCACUGCACUGCCGGUGCAGAUGCCCCCAGUUCCUGUGAUGACGAAGACGACAUGGAUGUGGACGUGCCAGUUUGCCGCAAGUCCUGUUCAAAGCCGGCCGUUGAGCGAAUACUGGAGUUUGGUAGGGAGCUCUACAGCAUGAGCCAACGGUUAAAGACGGACAAGUUGACCCGACAACACAACCAGCACAUGUUGGAGGACGCCUUCAGUUUAUUAGCCUACUCGAAUCCGUGGGACAGUCCCAUCGGCUGGCAACUAGAACCCGCCCAGCGAGAAGCCGUGUGCGCUCAACUCAACUCCGCCAUUCUAGAAUCAAAUAAUCGGCCACGUAAGCCGCCCUUAGAAGUGGCGAUGGCGCACGCCCACGAACUCACCCGCCUGAUGUCCUACAACGGGCUCGGUUCAUGUGCUUUUGCUGCCGUGUCCGAUAUCCUCGACCAGGACCACUGACCCGCGGGUGCAGCUCGACAGGCGCCUUUUUGCGGUCGGUAAAACACGAGCUGCAUCGUUCAUGUUGACCAAAACUCGGGGGGAGCGCACGACUACCCCAAUCCGAUGAAAACACUAUCGAAUUGCUGACUGCCAUUCUCCUAGAGGAACAAAACCGAUGGGCAAAUUUUCACAUUGACGCCCUCUUUUACAACCGUCUUGUGGGUACUAUUUCAGUUUGAAAAUGGUGAUUUUUCAGCGUUCAAAACUACUUAAGUCCAACAAUUCACCCAUGUUGAUUCUUACACCCAAACAUUGACUCUGCCUCAUGAUUACGGGCUGGUCCGGAUCGAGGUCAAGGAAAUUCGUGUGUUUAGAUGGUAACGCGUUAGGGUUUAGGAACAUAAUAACAUAGAAAUUGUAAGCGAUCGAGCCAUCACUCAUAGGCUUGAUCGGUUUGCUGUCUAUAGUCGGUAAAGAUGCAAUCGUAAGUUAGCUAUGUAGAUUAGAAAUGUAAGCUUUUUUGACACGUCCCAAUUGGGUGUAAGGAGUCAACGUACCAUCUGACUGCAAUCAUGUACCUGCAAGUUGGCAACCAUGUGAUAAAACCAUAUUUUGAGAGUGAGUCAGUUGUCUAAACGAUGCGACGUUUCGCCUGUAAAUAAGGACAGUUUUUUUACGUUUGUACAUAUAACGAGCGAAUUCGGUUUUUAUUCCGCGCAAGGGCCCGUCUCUUUCAAUCAAUUCUAAGGUGUUUUUUUUUAUUUUACGUAGACCUAUAAUACCAUUUUUAGUGAUGCAAACUGACAGAAAAUGUACAUAAAUUAUUAAAAUGUUUAAUUGUUUAUGAAUAAUUUACCGAUAAUAAAAAAAUGUAUUUA
This is a messenger RNA of Dendroctonus ponderosae (mountain pine beetle), 2719 nucleotides long. RefSeq names its product ran-binding protein 9 (gene RanBPM). The record is from RefSeq and is a predicted model, not a curated record. Gene Ontology annotation, biological process: cell surface receptor signaling pathway; cytoskeleton organization. NCBI's taxonomy places the organism in Eukaryota, Metazoa, Arthropoda, Insecta, Coleoptera, Curculionidae. Gene Ontology annotation, cellular component: cytoplasm. Gene Ontology annotation, molecular function: protein binding.